Messenger RNA from Biomphalaria glabrata, 2887 nucleotides. RefSeq names its product FAD-dependent oxidoreductase domain-containing protein 1-like. The transcript is spliced from 11 exons. The record is from RefSeq and is a predicted model, not a curated record. NCBI's taxonomy places the organism in Eukaryota, Metazoa, Mollusca, Gastropoda, Planorbidae. The coding region runs from base 152 to 1678 and encodes 508 amino acids. Gene Ontology annotation, cellular component: cytoplasm. Gene Ontology annotation, molecular function: oxidoreductase activity.
ACCUCGUCUACUUAGUUAACUUAGGUCACUUAUUAUCUAAUCUAGUACUUGUGACUUAGUCGACUUAAGUCAGAGUUGUUAGACUAGAGUCACUAGUAGUCUAGAGUGAGUCUAAGUUAGACAAAUUUAGAAUAUUUAGAUUGCAGUGAAAAUGCACAGCUUUAUUACAACCAGAUCAGGCAUUUUUGCUAAGCUACCCACUGGCAUUAUAAGGAUAUUAAAUGAGAAAAUAGUUGAAACACAAUCAAGUAGUUUCUGCAAAAGCAGGUCACUAAGUAGAGACUCUUCAGAUGGAAACAAUGAUGACAAAGAAGUGUCCAAUGAUGAGAAAAGAAUUCCUAGAGCUGGCGAAUACAGAUCUCCCUGGAAGAUUUUUAAAGAGGAGUUUGAAGGGGUGUCCACACUGAAACCUCUAGGCACGGAGGUACCAAGAGAAACAGAUGUUUUAAUAAUUGGAGGAGGUGUUGUGGGAUCUGCUGUAGCCUACUGGUUGAAGCAGCGCAGUGCUAAGGGUCACACUGUUACGGUUGUGGAACGAGAUCCAGUGUACACAAGGGCAUCCUCAAUGUUGUCAUGUGGUGGAAUACGUCACCAGUUUUCUGUGCCAGAGAAUGUUCAGCUGUCUAUGUUCACCUCUGAAUUUCUCAGAAACAUUAAAGAGAAUCUAAGCGUCAUUCAUGAAAGUCUUCCAGAUGUGCAAUUCAAUCAUCAGGGCUAUCUUUUCCUUGCCCCACCCAGAGAUGCAGAACAAUUGGCCAAUAAUGUCAAGAUGCAGCAAGAGCUCGGAGCCAAGGUUGUGCUUCUUUCAAAAAAACAACUAGCUGAGAAGUAUCCCUGGAUGAACCUCGAUGGUAUAGAGUGUGGCUCUUUUGGAGUUGAAGGUGAAGGUUGGUUUGACCCCUGGCUGUUGGUCCGAGCACUGAAACAAAAAAAUCUAAGUCUGGGCACUAAGUAUGUACAUGGAGAGCUCACUGGCUUUGAAUUUGCUCAGAAAGGUAAUACAAAUGAACCAGACAGUCUUGAGGCUGGCGUGGUCAGGAUUAAAAGUGGCAUAGAGUAUGAAAUCAAGUUUGCUGUUGUUGUAAAUUGUGCUGGCCCAUGGGCCGCAGAUGUGGCGGAAAUGGCCAGAAUAGGAAUAGGGGAGAAUGACUUACAAGUUCCCCUUCCAGUGGAACCAAGGAAACGAUUUGUUUAUGUAACACACUGUCCUGAAGGACCCAUGCUUGACUGUCCAUUUGUCAUAGAUCCAUCAGGAGUGUAUCUACGUAGGGAAGGCUUUGGUGGCCAUUAUCUUUGUGGUAGCUCUCCAACUAAUGAGUCAGAAGAACCUGAUAUAUCCAACUUUGAAGUGGAUUAUGAUUUCUAUGAGAAAAUUGUCUGGCCAGGUGUAGCCAAUCGAGUUCCUGCUUUUAAUGACUCAAAGUUGAAGUCAGCUUGGGCAGGUUUUUAUGAUUACAACUUCUUUGAUCAAAACCUUGUCAUUGGUCCACAUCCUUAUCUAAGAAAUAUGUACUUUGCCAAUGGCCUCAGUGGCCAUGGCCUUCAGCAUUCCAUUGGCGUGGGUCGGGCCAUAAUGGAACAUAUAUUGGAUGGUGAUUACAAAACAAUAAACCUGGAAAAAUUUCACUUUGACAGGUUCAUUAGUAAAGUGCCCAUUGAAGAGCAGGGAAUAGUUUAGCUGACAGGGAACAUAGUUUUGUGAUUGUUGAACAUCAUGUCAUUGCACAAAUGUUGCUUCAUGUCAUUCUGUGAGAUCAAAGAGAACUUUUUGCAUUUAUGGUUGGUCCUGAACGGAAUCAUUAUGUUAUGGUUGUUCCUGAACAGAAUCAUUAUGUUAUGGUUGUUCCUGAACAGAAUCAUUAUGUUAUGGUUGGUCCUGAACAGAAUCAUUAUGUUAUGGUUGUUCCUGAACAGAAUCAUUAUGUUAUGGUUGGUCCUGAACAGAAUCAUUAUGUUAUGGUUGUUCCUGAACAGAAUCAUUAUGUUAUGGAUCUGAAUCUUUGUGUGCUGUGCUUUUUUUUUUUAUGUCUCAUGCCAUACUGCCUUAGAAUUUGUUUAAAUUGUAUGCAAGUUUAAAUUCAGUUGAACAUGCAAGGAAGACAUAAAUGUUUUGAGAGACAGAGUGACUUAUAAAGACUUCCUAAUGCUACUCUAGAUCUUUGGUUAAGUCUCUCUUAUCUAUUUAACAAUGUUUUGUGUACAGUAUUGAACAGAGAUUGAUACAACUUCUUGUUAAAUAGUCAUGUUACUUCUAGAUAUAAUUUGAAAUUUAUUGUACAAAGUAAUGUGUUACAAUGUAUUCAACUGUGCACUCGAAUGUGUACAACUUGUAUUUAAAGAUUUAUCUUGUUAAAACUUUGUUCAUUAGUGAUAUUACUUUAUAGGAUCCACCUUACUUCGGGGAAAAAAAUCUAGGAUUUUCUGUAACUGUUGGUCUUAUGUGCUGCCUGCAUGCACAUUGUGAUUGAAUUUUUCUUUUCAAUGUAUAUUUCAGAUGAUUUAGAAUAUGAAAAGUUUGGACUGUUUUCUGUCAAUAGUCAACAUUGAAAGGUCUUUUUAAAAUUCCUAACAUUUUUUGGUUCAAAUUAUAUUUAUAUUGUUGUAACCCUGCCUUGCACCAGUGCUUGAGGUGCGCACUAGCGCACGUAAACAGGAAGACACUAGAAUAGAGAGAAGAACAGUGCAUCAGGGAUUGUGAAGAGUCUGAAUGUUUGUGAAACUAAGAAGAAGCCAGCUUUUGUGCUGCCUGAAGGUUGUAGUAGGGACCUGGAGCGAAGUAACAAAGGACUGGUAUACUUAGUAGUAAGACUCUGAGGAAGCUGAAGGAUGAAUCAUCAUGUUAUGUGUUUACCCUAGUGAAUAAACACAACUAUUAUUUCCUGUUAAA